This is a messenger RNA of Xenopus laevis (African clawed frog), 2007 nucleotides long. RefSeq names its product GIPC PDZ domain containing family member 3 S homeolog (gene gipc3.S). The transcript is spliced from 6 exons. The coding region runs from base 32 to 1243 and encodes 403 amino acids. NCBI's taxonomy places the organism in Eukaryota, Metazoa, Chordata, Amphibia, Anura, Pipidae. The record is from RefSeq and is a predicted model, not a curated record.
UAAUAUAUGCUUCUACAUAGUCUUUUAUCCCAUGGGAUUAGAAGUGACAGUCUUGCUGGGUAACCUGAGAUGUUGGAUAAAAUUUCCAGCACUGUAUACCUCACUAGGUGUCUCUUUACAAGGUGUAGACUCCAAAAAGAGCAACCCAAAAUCUAUUAUUUAUCUUUCUCAGCCUGCCAGUCAUUGUGUCCCACAAGUACACACACACCUUCCUGGCAAGGGAAGGAUGCUGCGCAGCUCAGGAAAGAGAGUCAAAAAGGGGACACAACAAUCAGAUUCAGGCUUCAUGGAGAACGGCGUGGCCCCAGAACAGAAAGAAGGCAAAAGGGAAACGCAGAGGAAUAAGGAAGGAGCAGAAAAUGUGCCGACUGCUCGAACGCAAGGCCAGCCAACACCACACCCUCCCCGGAUAAGACCAAGGUUGGUGUUCCACACUCAACUGGCACAUGGCAGCUCAACAGAAAGGAUUGAAGGCUUUACCAAUGUCAAAGAGCUUUAUGCUAAAAUUGCAGAAGUGUUUAACAUCUCUCCAACAGAGAUCUUGUUCUGUACAUUGAAUACACACAAAGUAGACAUGCAGAAACUGUUGGGUGGCCAGAUCGGGCUGGAGGAUUUCAUCUUUGCUCAUGUCAGAGGUGAAACGAAAGAGGUAGAGAUAACCAAGACUGAAGAUGCCCUAGGCCUAACCAUCACUGACAAUGGAGCUGGAUAUGCUUUUAUAAAGAGGAUUAAGGAAGGCAGUAUUACGGACAGACUGAAAAUUGUGAAUGUGGGGGACAUCAUAGAAUCCAUAAAUGAUCAGACUAUUGUGGGAUGCCGGCACUAUGAAGUUGCCAAGAUGUUGCGUGAGCUACCAAAAUCAGAGACAUUCACCCUGCGACUGGUCCACCCAAAACGUGCUUUUGAUAUGAUUGGACAGAGAGGCAGAUCCAGUAAGUGCUCAACAGAAAAUAAAGUGUCAAGUGGAAGAGAGACUCUCCGCCUGCGGAACAAAGGCAUGGCCACUGUGGAGGAAGUGCCGAGUGAAGUAGAGGAAGAGGCAUCAUGCAAAGUGGAUGACUUGUUAGAAAGCUACAUGGGGAUCCGGGAUGUUGAUUUGGCUUCAACUCUGGUUGAGAUUGCCAAAGAGAAGCAAGAUCCAGAAGAGUUUUGUCGGGGACUGGACACUGUGUUGGGCGAGUUUGCUUUCCCAUCUGAGUUUGUUCUGGAAGUGUGGGAUGCAAUUCAUCAGGCAGAAAAAUGAAACCUUCUAUUCAAUAAAUGCACUCCGUCCAGCUUCUUUUGAGACUCACUUUUCAACAUCACAGCAGGAAUUCUUACAUGGAAUGUAUUUAUGUUUGUUUGACUGUUCUCUGUUUAAAAUAACAUAUUAACUGUGGAAGGAUUAUUCAGCCAUUUGAAAGAUUAGUGACACAAGACUCUUUCAUGUUUCGAGAAUCAACUGUAAUAUUUAUUAAUUACUAAAAGCAAUCAAGAAAAAGUCAAGGAUCUAUAUUUACUUAACUUAUAUACACAAAAUCAAAUGUGUUUAUAAAACACAUUCCCAAAAAACUGCAAUAUAUACUACAUUUUUUCUUCAUUCAGUUUGUAUUCCAGUAAAACCUAAAAUUUAUUUUUUUUCAGGUUUUUUUUGGAUCUUAGUGCACCAAAACUUCACUUUUAACUUUUUGAUGUUAAAAAUUAACUAAACCCCAGAAGGAUUCCACCAUAUUUGUAUGAAUGCACAGAGUAUCUAUGCCAUUUCUAUGCCAAAUCAAAUGUGUUUAUAAAACACAUUCCCAAAAAACUGCAAUAUAUACUACAUUUUUUCUUCAUUCAGUUUGUAUUCCAGUAAAACCUAAAAUUUAUUUUUUUUCAAGUUUUUUUUGGAUCUUAGUGCACCAAAACUUCACUUUUAACUUUUUGAUGUUAAAAAUUAACUAAACCCCAGAAGGAUUCCACCAUAUUUGUAUGAAUGCACAGAGUAUCUAUGCCAUUUCCUAUUUACAGUCAUAUGAAAAAGUUUGG